Messenger RNA from Alosa sapidissima (American shad), 1396 nucleotides. RefSeq lists its product as uncharacterized. The transcript is spliced from 2 exons. The record is from RefSeq and is a predicted model, not a curated record. The coding region runs from base 173 to 1126 and encodes 317 amino acids. Lineage: Eukaryota; Metazoa; Chordata; Actinopteri; Clupeiformes; Clupeidae.
AUAAACGAACUGCGAAGUCAGAGAGUCUAGUUUCCAGGCUAGUCUUGUAGCCUAGUUGUCUAGUGAUGUGGUCUUUUUUGCCCUAAAUUUAAAAAAAAGUCAGGGAGAGUAGGCCUAAUGUAUUUUUUUCCUGGACCUACUCAGUAUAGUAGCCUAAGGCCUCGUGAGAACUAUGAUAAGUCUGCUGAGUGAUGUGAACCCGGAAUGGGGUUUGUGCCUAGCUGUGGCUGUGGUUGGAUUUACCAUUAUUGCUAAUGCUUACAGGGUCUGGAAGAGGACACAUGCUCCAUGUCCACCUCCAUCUCCAUCAGACUCUCCCUCAAAGUUAACAUCACCCCUUUUGCCCGUGUCCAGCCACACCACUGAAAUCGAGGAGAGCCAGAGUUCCAUACAAGGCCAACAGAACUCUGAAAAGCAAAACAAAUAUGAGAAAAUAAGGGAGCGUGCAAAGGCAGCCUUAGACAGCAUACCUGCGUGGGCCCAGGAGGAUUCAAUUAAAUACCUUAAUGGCCAAUCAAAACCACAGCUUAAACCCCGAUGCCAACACACAGACGAGGGUCACCAAGUUAUCAAUAUGGGCGUGGAGACCAUGCUUGAAGAUGUGUUGAAGGAGCUCUUAAGUAGACUGCAAGUCAAGUACAAAGCAGAAGAUAUGAAGAAACUAAAGGAAAAUCUCCAGACUUUCUUCACAAAACACGAAGAAAAAAUCCUUAGGGAUCUCAUGGUGGUUGACCUCGGUCACAAGGUGCCUGAUUUCAGUAGACAGGUCUUUGGUAUUUUCAGUAACGUUCUGAUUCAAAGCAUUGCUGACUACAUGGAAGACUCCAUUAAAAAUAUCCACAACAGUUCCUGUAAACGUCUAUCCAAGCGUGUGAAUGAAAUCACUUCACUCAUGAACCAGUAUGAGGUUUAUGUGGAUGCUGUAGCAAGGGACGAAUGGGUGCAGAUUGGGAACAAGAAUAGGCAGGUUUAUGGCACACCAGAGGACCGAGAGAAGGUUUAUGAGGUAAUGAGAGAUGUGGUGAAAGGAAAUUUGAAUAACAUCUUGAGAUGUUUUACAAAGAUUCUUGAAAAAAGCAAGAUAGCCUAUAAGAAUGACCUUGAUAUCUACUAUUACUGGUCUUAACUUGGCCAUCACUCUGCAAGACAAGACACAUGACAAUAUGAUUGAAAUAGAGUAGCCUUGACACCUUUUCGUUUCUACUUUAGUUAUUUCUACUUUUCAAAUUUUCAUCAAUGAUUCCACUAUUAUUUUUCUGUUAUUUUCUGUCAAUUAUGAAUGACUUGGGUGUUACAGUUGUCAUUAUGUUCAUAAUUUUUAUAAUAAUAUUUUUGUUAUUAUUGCAUGUAAUGUGGCCUUGUGUCCACUUGUCCAAUAAAUAAAAGGUUGACUGUC